Larimichthys crocea (large yellow croaker) is the source of this 1855-nucleotide messenger RNA. RefSeq lists its product as uncharacterized. The transcript has 6 exons. Gene Ontology annotation, molecular function: calcium ion binding. NCBI's taxonomy places the organism in Eukaryota, Metazoa, Chordata, Actinopteri, Sciaenidae. Bases 689 to 1504 code for a protein of 271 amino acids. The record is from RefSeq and is a predicted model, not a curated record.
UCAGUGAGAUGAGAUCCGCCCAGAGAAAUAAAGGUUUAGUGUUUUACUGCAUGAUCAUCUCGUGCCUUGUUUGUCUGAAUAAAACGUCACAGUACUUUUCCGUGGUGCUGUCUCGACUUUCACUGAAGGAUAUGAGUACGUCGCUCUCCACACACCUUCGUCUCCAGACGGGAUUUCCUGUCUACGUUUGAGGGCGGUGCCGGAUUAAGAAACCCCCGCCCGGCUCCCAGCACUGGUACUGGGACAUGAACUGGGACAUGAACUGGGGGAAUGGGACUGAGGAAACCAGGGAGAGCGGCACACUCAUCCUUAUCAUGGUUACCGGGAGCUUUGUUUCCUGCCUUCAUUGUUUAGGAUGAGCAGGAAGGAUGAGCCAUCACGAAACCACGGCUGUUAUUCCUUUAUUUAGUCCCGCUGUUGCUGUGAUGUGUUUCUGUUGCGGUUGAACAGGAUUAAUCACUUAACAGCAUCGUACCAGGCUGUAAAUCUCAAUGUUUUAGUGGUGACUGUGCAGGUUUACUUGAUUCUAACCCAAAAGGUCAUUUCUACAGUUGCUUGGAGGACCAAAGAUUGAGGAGUAACUGGACCUGUGACCUUCUUACAUGGGAUCACAGGUUGACUGACGUAUCUACUGUAAACACAGAGCGGCUUCCUUCCUCGUCCUGGUUUUAACUUCGUGUGAUCCAACAUGAAGAAGAAAAAGCAAAAGUCCAGAAAACGGAACAAAGACGACAAACCAGUGGCUAAAAAUGUUUCCUCCCAGGACUUCAGGUCCAACAGGCCGGAGUUCGAGAGCUUCCUGGGUGAGAUGAUUCGGUGGUUUUCGGACCAUCGGCGGCAGGUCGACGAGGCGUUCGGCCACAGUGACACGGACAAGACAGGAUCAGUCAACCUGAAGGAUUUCGAGCUGGGUCUGACGAACCUGGACGCCCCUUGUCAGCAGGCUCAGCUCCUCAUGCUGACUCAGCUGCUGAAGACCGCCGACGACACGAUCAGCUAUCGAGACCUGAGCGAACGGAUGCAGAGUCUGAGACUGAGUGACGGCGCAGAGAUCCACACUCAGAUUUCAGAGGACGCCUCCAGGAUGGACAGAUCUGCUGCUCAUCAGCCCGUAAACCCUGGAAAGGACAGGUUCGUCCGUCUGACUGUCAGACUGAUCCCCUUCGACCACGCUGCUGCCGCCCAUCCUGCAAAUUUUGAGGUGGUUUUGUCGAGCAGCAGCAGAGUUUUCACUCUGAUCAGAAUAAUCCAGGACCGGGUCGGGAUCCAGACCUCCAGGCUGGAGGUUUUCCGGAGCAGAGCGCCCACAGAGGAGGCCUGCCUGCCCCCGGAGAGCUCCCUGGAGGAGUGCGGCCUCAAAGGAGGGCCAGAGGAAACUCCUUCAGAGGACACUGUGUACUACGACUACAGCCUGCCGCUAACAGACUGUCCCAUUCUCAACUGUGACCACUACUUCAGGUCAACACCCGACUCUGCCGCCACGAGGAGAAGCCACUGUCCGUAAAUUACAUAACUGUGCAGUGUUGGUCAGUCGACCAGUUUGGUUCAGAUGGAAAUAUCUUAACAACUAUCGGACAGACAUGAUACUUGGCUCAGACGUUCGUGUUCCCCUCACGAUGAAGUGUAAUAACUUUUGGUUUUACUCGAACCUUUCAUCUAACGCCACCAUGAGGUUAAAACUGUCAUUUGGUUUAGGACAAAAUAUCUGCAAAGCAAGCGACAUCGGCCUCAGUUGUACUACAAAAUAUUAACAUGCUAACACCAUAGACUGUGUAAAAUAUGGACAGCAGAUCCGUCUUUACUGAUUUUUAUAUUAGGGGGAGGCGGAAGAAGCAGGACGCUGUACGGUGUUCAU